AUGAAUCACCUUCGCCCACUUUGCAGGUUCACGAACUCUUUUCUAAAAACGCGAUUAAACUCUGCAACAUUACUGAGUAUUCGCAAUCACAGAUUCAACAUGUCUACAGCUACCAAUGGUGUCCUCGAAGCUGGGCAAGGGGAUAAACCCCGUUAUGUAGAUAUAGGUAUAAAUCUUACCGACCCCGUCUACUCUGGAAUCUACUAUGAUACACAACGUCAUCCAGCCGAUCUGCCCUCUGUUAUUUCACGAGCUCUUACUGCAGGAUGUGAGAAACUUAUUGUUACCGGAUCCGAUUUGGAAGAGUCUCGAAAGGCUGUUGAAUUAUCUAAGGAAUAUUCCGGGGUACUCUUCGCAACCGUUGGCGUCCACCCCUGUUCCUGUCUCCAAUUCACAAAAGCCCCAAAUACUCCGGAUAAAUACCUCCAAGAACUCGAGUCGUUGGCGUUGGAAGCAAAAAAUACAAAUCACUGCGUAGCAUUUGGAGAGUUCGGCCUUGACUACGAUCGUCUUACUCUAUGCCCAAAAGAUGUCCAGUUAGAAUACUUUGAAAAGCAACUCGAUAUAGCGACUCGUCUGCAUUUACCACUCUUUCUUCAUUCACGCGCUGCUCAUGAAGAUUUUGUACGAAUCUUAAAGGCCAGAUUAGAAGAGUUGCCAAAGAGAGGAGUGGUUCAUAGUUUCACUGGAACAAAAGAGGAAAUGGAGGAACUAGUUGCUUUAGGAUUUGAUAUUGGGGUGAAUGGUUGUUCAUUGAAAACAGAAGAGAACUUGGAAGUGGUGAAAGCAAUACCUAUGGAGAGACUCCAAAUUGAGACGGACGGACCUUGGUGUGAGAUCAGACCUAGUCAUGCAAGUUCGAAAUGGUUGAAGGGGUUCGAGGAAGGAAAAGAGGGGGAAGGAAUGAGCGAGGGCGAAAAAUCUAUCGAGGGCGGGAAGGGUUGGAAGAGUGUGAAGAAGGAAAAAUGGGUAGACGGGGUAUUGAUUAAAGGCAGAAAUGAACCUUGUAUGAUUGGUCGGGUAGCGUGGGUCGUUGCAGGAGUCAAGGGGGUGAGUGUGAAAGAAUUGAGGGAGGCGGCAUGGAAAAAUAGCUGCAAAAUGUUCGACUUGGGAGCGUGA
Messenger RNA from Botrytis fragariae, 1119 nucleotides. RefSeq names its product putative deoxyribonuclease tatd protein. The record is from RefSeq and is a predicted model, not a curated record. Bases 1 to 1119 code for a protein of 372 amino acids. Gene Ontology annotation, cellular component: cytosol. Lineage: Eukaryota; Fungi; Ascomycota; Leotiomycetes; Helotiales; Sclerotiniaceae. The transcript has 3 exons. Gene Ontology annotation, molecular function: 3'-5'-DNA exonuclease activity.